Molecule: messenger RNA, 2756 nt
Organism: Penaeus indicus
Lineage: Eukaryota; Metazoa; Arthropoda; Malacostraca; Decapoda; Penaeidae
Product: transmembrane protease serine 9-like
Exons: 20
Coding region: 1-2568 (855 amino acids)
Biological process (GO): proteolysis
Molecular function (GO): serine-type endopeptidase activity
Source: RefSeq, a predicted model, not a curated record
AUGACAUUCAUUCUUGCCAUCCAAUAUUUGCAAUGGAUUUCUGACUCUACAACCGGUGUCUGUGUCGAUGGGAACACACCUGCUCCAACCAAUGCCCCGACGCCUGCUCCUACUCCUGCACCCACGCCUGCCCCUACGUCUGCUCCCAAUUCUGACUGCCCUGGAUGUGGACAAGUGAACCGUGCCAACCGCAUUGUUGGUGGAGUAGAGACGGAGGUGAACGAAUAUCCCUGGAUGGUUUCUCUUGUCAACGGAAAUGGAUACUAUCACUUCUGUGGCGGUUCUAUCAUCUCCAGCCAAUGGGUCGUCACUGCAGCUCACUGUGCAGCUGUCAUGAGCACCUCGGAUUACGUGUUGGUGGGAGACCACAAUCUGUAUUCAUCAAGUGAUGCCAAUUCUCAGUGGAUGCAGAUUGCUGAAAUUGUGAGCCAUCCGUCCUAUAAUUCUAAUACACUGGACAACGACAUUGCCCUCAUCAGACUCACCACAGAAAUACAGUUCCCAUCUGACAACAAAAUCGCCCCUGUGUGCCUUCCAACUGCUGGUGAAAUGUAUGAUAAUGUGGAUGCCACAAUCACAGGAUGGGGAGCUCAACAGGAGGGAGGUUCCACAUCAGGCACCUUGUUCGAAGUUACAGUGCCCACCAUGACUAACACCGAAUGCAAUAACAAGUAUGGAGGAAGCAUCACUGACAACAUGAUCUGCGCAGGCAUUCCUGAGGGAGGCAAGGACUCCUGUCAGGGAGACUCUGGAGGACCAAUGGUGGUGGAAGAAAACGGCAAGUGGAAGCUGGUGGGAGUUGUGUCGUGGGGUUAUGGCUGUGCUCGACCUGAUAGGCCCGGAGUUUAUGCAAGAGUUACACAAUAUUUGCAAUGGAUUUCUGACUCUACAACCGGUGUCUGUGUCGAUGGGAACACACCUGCUCCAACUAAUGCCCCGACGCCUGCUCCUACACCUGCACCCACGCCUGCCCCUACGUCUGCUCCCAAUUCUGACUGCCCUGGAUGUGGACAAGUGAACCGUGCCAACCGCAUUGUUGGUGGAGUAGAGACGGAGGUGAACGAAUAUCCCUGGAUGGUUUCUCUUGUCAACGGAAAUGGAUACUAUCACUUCUGUGGCGGUUCUAUCAUCUCCAGCCAAUGGGUCGUCACUGCAGCUCACUGUGCAGCUGUCAUGAGCACCUCGGAUUACGUGUUGGUGGGAGACCACAAUCUGUAUUCAUCAAGUGAUGCCAAUUCUCAGUGGAUGCAGAUUGCUGAAAUUGUGAGUCAUCCGUCCUAUAAUUCUAAUACACUGGACAACGACAUUGCCCUCAUCAGACUCACCACAGAAAUACAGUUCCCAUCUGACAACAAAAUCGCCCCUGUGUGCCUUCCAACUGCUGGUGAAAUGUAUGAUAAUGUGGAUGCCACAAUCACAGGAUGGGGAGCUCAACAGGAGGGAGGUUCCACAUCCGGCACCUUGUUCGAAGUUACAGUACCCACCAUGACAAACACCGAAUGCAAUAACAAGUAUGGAGGAAGCAUCACUGACAACAUGAUCUGCGCAGGCAUUCCUGAGGGAGGCAAGGACUCCUGUCAGGGAGACUCUGGAGGACCAAUGGUGGUGGAAGAAAACGGCAAGUGGAAGCUGGUGGGAGUUGUGUCGUGGGGUUAUGGCUGUGCUCGACCUGAUAGGCCUGGAGUCUAUGCGAGAGUUACUCAAUAUUUGCAAUGGAUUUCUGACUCUACAACCGGUGUCUGUGUUGAUGGGAACGCACCUGCUCCUACUAAUGCCCCGACGCCUGAUCCUACUUCUGAUUCUGACUGCCCUGGAUGUGGACAAGUGAACCGUGCCAACCGCAUUGUUGGUGGAGUAGAGACGGAGGUGAACGAAUAUCCCUGGAUGGUUUCUCUUGUCAACGGCAAUGGAUACUAUCACUUCUGUGGCGGCUCUAUCAUCUCCAGCCAAUGGGUCGUCACUGCAGCUCACUGUGCAGCUGUCAUGAGCACCUCGGAUUAUGUAUUGGUGGGAGACCACAACUUGUACUCAUCAACCGAUGCCAAUUCUCAGUGGAAGCAAAUUGCUGAAAUUGUGAGUCAUCCGUCCUAUGAUUCUAAUACACUGGACAACGACAUUGCCCUCAUCAGACUCACCACAGAAAUACAGUUCCCAUCUGACAACAAAAUCGCCCCUGUGUGCCUUCCAACAGCUGGUGAAAUGUAUGAUAAUGUGGAUGCCACAAUCACAGGAUGGGGAGCUCAACAAGAGGGAGGAUCCACAUCCGGCACCUUGUUCGAAGUAACGGUACCCACCAUGACUAACAAUGAAUGCAAUAACAAGUAUGGUGGAAGCAUCACUGCCAAUAUGAUCUGCGCAGGCAUUCCUGAGGGAGGCAAGGACUCCUGCCAGGGAGACUCUGGUGGACCAAUGGUGGUGGAAGAAAACGGCAAGUGGAAGCUGGUGGGAGUUGUAUCGUGGGGAUAUGGCUGUGCUCGACCUGAUAGGCCCGGAGUCUACGCCAGAGUUACACAAUACCUUGAUUGGAUUUCGACCUCGACCGGAGGUGUCUGUCCGGCGGCUGGUUAAUCCGUCCAUUGAAUAGGCUAAUAGAAGCCUAAGCUGGUCCUUAGACGGCUUAGACAAGGAGUUGAGUUGCGGAUAUACUACCUUUCUUACUUUCUUUCACGUUUUCUUUCAUUUGGCACAUUUAAGAAAAAAAAACCUUUUUUGAAAUAACUAAAAUAUCCGGAAGUGACAAUAAAUUGAGUAUAUUU